AUGAAGACCAAAGCUCCACAGGACUUCCGUGCCAUUAUUGUGGGCGCAGGCGUCGCUGGUCUUACCCUCGCACACUGUCUGGCACGUAGAGGUAUUGAUUUUCUUCUUCUGGAAGCACGCGGGAAAAUUGUCCCCGAAUUUGGAGCCCCAAUCGCCGUUCUCCCAAACGCGUUGAGGAUACUGGAUCAAUUGGGGAUUUGUGAUGACUUACUCGGCUCUCUGGUGCCGAAGGAGACGGCCACAUCACGUUUGGAGACGGAUUCUCUGUAA
Penicillium samsonianum is the source of this 270-nucleotide messenger RNA. RefSeq names its product FAD-dependent oxidoreductase. The coding region runs from base 1 to 270 and encodes 89 amino acids. NCBI's taxonomy places the organism in Eukaryota, Fungi, Ascomycota, Eurotiomycetes, Eurotiales, Aspergillaceae. The transcript has a single exon. Gene Ontology annotation, molecular function: FAD binding. The record is from RefSeq and is a predicted model, not a curated record.